Molecule: messenger RNA, 2157 nt
Organism: Saccostrea echinata
Lineage: Eukaryota; Metazoa; Mollusca; Bivalvia; Ostreida; Ostreidae
Product: centrosomal protein of 41 kDa-like
Exons: 10
Coding region: 354-1364 (336 amino acids)
Biological process (GO): cilium assembly; protein polyglutamylation
Cellular component (GO): ciliary basal body
Source: RefSeq, a predicted model, not a curated record
GAAUGUCUUUUGAAUGUUUAUUCUGGAGAAAAUCUUUUAUACAGUGGGUAAUGAAUGUGUCGCCUUCAACUAUUGGUUAAAAACUCCACCCUGGUAACUAUAUUGACAUCUGGAAAUUGACGUCUGCAUGUAGCAAUUAAAUUUCAAUGGAGAGUUGUGGCUAAUAGGUUACCUAAAUAAAUUAUUUAUAGACAUAUUGAUGUUUUACAACUGAAUUUUAGAUCACUAGCUAACCAAAUGAAAAUGGAGAUAGACAUUUUAUGAUGCUGUGUUUCGGUAAUUAAUCUGGGAUUAAUUACGAACAAUAAUUAGGUGAUCCUCACAUUGUUCUAAUUGGGAGACUUUGUAUCAAAAUGCCGAAAAAAGGAAAUCCACGUGAUUAUAAUUCCAGCAUAUUCUCUCCUCGAUUGCCACCUCUGAGGCCAAAACUUUUCAAGGAAAAUCGUUUACAGUUGUAUGAGAUUGUAAGGCAGGCUGAGAAAGAUUACAAAUUUAAGAAAGAUGAAGUGUUCAAACGAAUGAAAGUCACAACAUUUGUACAACUUAUUGUACAAGUAGCAGAGUAUGAAAACAGGCAUAGUACACAGUCAACAAUAGGUAAUGGAAACUACACUGACCGGCCAGACACAGCAGAUCUGGAGGUUCAACACAUACAGAGGGGCAGCCCCGCCCCCUCACUAGCGGUCACAGAGGGGGACUAUGGGGAGGGACCCAGAACAGGAGCCAGGUCAACACUUCAGGGAGUUGUGAGGGGUGUAGGUGAGGUGGAUACUGCCAGACCUGCCCAGCCCCCAGCUAAAGUGGAGGAUUUCUCCUGUCCCUAUCUGCUGCUUGACAUCAGAGAUUCUGAUGCCUUUGAGGAGUGUCAUAUAAUCACAGCAAAGAAUUACCCCAAAUCCAUGUUAUCAAGGGCAACAAACUACGAAUCUAAAGACAUGUUAGCAUUUAAAAACCAACCAGGAAAGAUCAUAGUUAUAUAUGAUGAAGACGAGAGGUUAGCGCACGAAGCAGCAACAACAUUAGUACAGAGAGGAUACGAUAACUUGUUCUUAUUAUCUGGAGGAAUGAGGAUAGCCUACCGGUAUUUCCCAGAGGGUCUGAUGACAGGGACUCCAAACCAAAAUAUCACAGAAAGUACCAAACCCCCCAAAACCAAGGAAAAGGCCUCCCAAAAAACCUUCACGACCUUUGACCUGGAGAAGCUCCACACCCAGUUAGACAAUCAACUGUCAGACAGGAGUGUGGGAAGUCGAUUGUCUAAUGCCAGUACUAUGUCAAGUAGAAUGGGUCAGACCAGUACGUCCCGGACCACUAGUAGUGUAUCCGGGACAGUAACGGGACGUCCACCCUUCAAACCGUGCUAGUCUCCUCAACCAAAUCCCAGACUCUGUGCUUGACAUAUGAUUACCAAGUUCUACAACUCCAUCUUCAACAUUUUCUGAGAGAGAGUUGUCUCUCUUUGAUUCACAACUUCGGUGUAUGGAGUUCUGCCAGCUUUCUUUAAUCAAUACUGACAUUUAAAUCCUUUUUACAAUGUGUUACCAAGUUUAUGGAACAACUAUAGGGGUUUCAAAUUUAUUAAUUGAAAUGCCUUCUCUGAAAUGUGUUCUGUCCCAUGAGUGACUAGUAUUCCAUUAUGUUAUAUUUAAUGCAAUUGCACAUGGAGUUUUUCUGAAAGGUACACUUUGUCACUGGUGCAAUAGUUAUACGGAAUCACACGGAGCAUGUGUCUAUAGGAAUGAAAGAAAUGAAUUCAUUGAUUGAUGAAUUGAGUUGUGAAACUUCAUAUUUCAUUAUCCAGAUUAAUUUUUAAUGAUUUUUCUUUUGUCAACAAAUUAUACCUACAAAUGUAUAUUAAUCAAAAUGUUCCCUUUUUAUAUAUAUUAUGUAUUGUACUUAACAUUUAUUCUGUGUGUGAACUUGAAAAUCUCAUGAUGCAAAUUCAUUAUAUUUAUAGUUUUAACUCAGUAGAACACUUGAAUUUGAAGUCCGUCCAUGCAUGCACACCUAUGUUUAGUAAGAAAAAUAUACCUGGCUCCUGGAUUCUUAGUUUUGAGAGAGAGACAUUCUGGAAUAAUGAAGUUGUGAAAGAAUUGGAUGACUGAAUGUCAUUAUUUAUUUUUUUGUGAAUAAAACAUGAUAUAUCAAUGUUCACAA